Messenger RNA from Adineta steineri, 1203 nucleotides. The record is from the annotation of a GenBank genome assembly. NCBI's taxonomy places the organism in Eukaryota, Metazoa, Rotifera, Eurotatoria, Adinetida, Adinetidae.
AUGGCUCAUCUACAAGAGAAUCUAUCCGUUGAUAAUGAUAAUGGAGAAGAAUCUGGUCAACCACAGAUUAACAAGGCUAUAAAUGAAGCAAUAUGUUUACCACAGACACCGCCUUUUGGUACAAAUGUAGAAGCCACCAAUCCCUUGACAAGUCCUCAUACGACAGAAAAAGCAGUAGAACCUCCAUGUGAUCUUAAGACUGCAAUACUAACUACAAUCUCACUUUUUAACAACCCUGAGAUUCAUCAACCAUCAGAAGAAGGUAACAAAGUCGAACAAGCAACUGAUGCCAAUAAUCAAAAGAUCCAACCAGAAGAGCAAAUCAUACAAAAGUUGCUACUGUUCGAUGUUGAAGACAAAAAAGAACCGGAUAAAGUGGCCGAAUAUUACUCGAAAAUACCCGAGAAUUCAACAGAAUUCGAAUAUGAUCAAAGCACAGCUCCAGUUCAUGUCAAGCAACUUCACAAACGUGCAAAAAAAAUUGGUAGUGGAAGUUUUGGCGUAGCUUAUUCAGUCUUAAUCAAAAACCCUCGUAAAUUUCGUAUAGCAGUUAAAAACAAGCGUGAACUUUGUAUAUGCAUGGAAUUAAUGGACACAUCAAUAGCAAAAUUCUAUCAAGCUAUGCAUCGAUUUUUUUUACAUGAACUUUCACCUGAGAAGCUCAAUCGUUUCGUACAACGUUGUGCAUAUAAUGUUGUAAGGGCACUUUACUAUUUAGAAAGUAAAAAUAUUGUUCAUCGAGAUGUCAAACCGGCAAAUAUACUGGUAAACAAGGAUGGUAAAAUUAAACUAUGUGAUUUUGGUAUUUGUGGUAAUUUAACUGAUAGACAAUUGGAUUUCGAUGCAGUUAUAGGUACCGUCAUGUAUUUACCACCUAAACCAGAAAAAUGUGCUGUUCAAGGUGAUAUGUGGGCAUUGGGAAUCAGUUUAAUCGAAAUUAUUGCUGGAAAAAAUCCAUUUACUGCUUAUUCAUUUGGUGAAGUACUUGAUAAAAUUUCAAAAUGGGAACCUGUAGUUCCAACGACAGUUUCAAUCGUUGUACAAGCAUUUAUUUUACAAUUGUUGAAAAAAGAAGCUGAUGAACGACCUCGAUCUUAUAAAGAUAUUAUAAAUGAUUCAUUUAUUCGUCAUAUGACGUCAAUACCAUCAAGUGAUGAAAUAGAUUUUAUUCAACAUGUUAUCAAGAAAACAAAUAAAUUAUAA